Messenger RNA from Zophobas morio, 1442 nucleotides. RefSeq names its product RNA-binding protein cabeza-like. The record is from RefSeq and is a predicted model, not a curated record. Gene Ontology annotation, molecular function: RNA binding; transcription coregulator activity. Lineage: Eukaryota; Metazoa; Arthropoda; Insecta; Coleoptera; Tenebrionidae. The transcript has 9 exons. The coding region runs from base 100 to 1275 and encodes 391 amino acids. Gene Ontology annotation, cellular component: nucleus. Gene Ontology annotation, biological process: regulation of DNA-templated transcription.
UGGUGCGCCUGCGCGUUGGUGGCAACCCGGCAGCCAUCUUGCGGCUUGUGCGUCCUUUCAUUGCGUUGUUGGCAUCAUAAGAUAAACGUUAUCGGCGUUAUGGGUGACAGAUCAAACUUCAGCGAUUAUUCGCAGCCGCCCCCAAGCACGGCGUACCCUAACACGUACGGGGCACCAGCGUCGGCCGGCUAUGGUUCUCAAGGUGGCGGCGGCGGCGGUGGCGGCACCGGAAGCGGAGGUGGCUCGUGGAACCAAAACCGCAAUUCGGGGGGCGGCUAUGGCGGCAAUCAAGGCGGCGGCGGCGGCGGUGGCUACAACCAAGGGGGUGGUUAUAGUUCGGGUGGUAGCGGCGGCGGUUAUGGAAACAGUGGCGGUUACAGUAGCGGCGGCGGUGGAGGAUACGGAGGUGGCCGAGAUCGCAGUGAUUAUGAUAAAAGAGGUGGUUUAGAUCGGCGUGAUUCAUAUGGAGGCGGCAACAGGGGUGGUUAUAACAAAGAUAAUGGAAGCAGUGGUGGUAACCUCGUCGUUCAAGUUGACACGAUUUUCGUGUCUGGGAUGAAUCCAAACCUGACAGAAGACGAAAUCGCUCAACAUUUCGGAUCGAUUGGUGUUAUCAAAAUGGAUAAGAAGACGCAGAAGCGUAAAAUUUGGUUGUACAAGGACAAACAAACAGGGUUAUCUAAGGGCGAAGCUACAGUGACCUACGACGAUGCAAAUGCUGCUCAAUCCGCCAUCUCGUGGUUCGACGGCAAGGAGUUCGGCGGGACCCAAAUCCGAGUACAAUUGGCCACGAAAAAGGAUAAUUGGAGUAGCAGUCGCGGAGGCGGAGGCGGCGGCAGAGGCCGCGGGGGAGGCGGAUUCGGCGGCCCCAGAGGCAGAGACGGCGGAUAUGGAGGCGGCGGCGGUGGUGGCGGCGGCGGCGGAGGUGGUGGUGGCGGCGGCGGCCGGGACCGCGAAAGCCGCGAGGGCGACUGGAAGUGCCCGAACCCCGACUGCGGCAACACCAAUUUCGCCUGGAGGAACCAGUGCAAUAGGUGUAGCGAAGAAAAACCAGAAGGUGCGGGUUCGGGAGGCGAAGAUAGACGAGGAGGUCGCGAUGGGCGCGACGGGGGUAGAGAUCGAAGAGGCGGUGGUGGGUUUAGAGGCGGCGAUAGAGGCGAUCGAGGCGGUCGCGGUGGUUUUGGAGGCGGCAGAGGACGUGGAGGCGGCGGUUUUGGAGGUGGUCGCGGAAGGGAUCGCGGAGGCCGCGACGGAGGACGAUCCAGACCCUAUUAAGCCAUUUUAGAUUAGAAUGUAUAUGUUUUAUUUUUUAGCACUUCGUUUUUUACUAUUCGAUGUAGGAUUUAAUUUUGUAUCGGGAAAGAGUGUGUAAAGAUUUAGUUUAGCGUAAAAUGCGGCACUUUUUAGUGAGGAAUUCGUUUAUAAUAAAUUUUUGAAUUAUG